AUGUGCUCCGGAGCAGGAACUGCUGAGAUGGCAAGGACACUGCUGCUCAAAACGGUGACUUCCUCAGGCCUUGUGCCCUUCACCCCAGAUAUCAAGACAGUGGCCAUGUGGGAACUCUCACCCUCCUGCCACCAGUUGAUCUUUGACAACCAUCGGUGGUGCUUGCGUGAAAGCGGUCAGCAGCACCCGACGCCGUGCUUAUUUCAAAACAUUUUGGACUUGAACGUGCCUGGAUGCUACAAGACAGCACACUCCUACAGGGGCAAGAAAGGUGCCAUUGUCGGGUCCUGGCUCCAGCAGGCCGCAGACUGUCUCGCGCACGCGUGCGAGUGCCCGCUGCCGCAGGGCGUUGACCUGGGCGUGUCAGGGCUUCCUUGCACGGACAUGUCAAGGGCUGGAAAGCGGAAGAAGCGGUUUGGCCCCACUGCGCCCGUGUACAUGACCCAUGCCAAGUUCUGCCAGAAGACUGGGGUCAAACUCCCGAUCCUAGAGUGCACGCCAGAGUUAGACAUGGACAUGGUGCAGGAUCUCCACGGUGACCGUUUCGAUUGGUACCAACUCUUCUUCCAGCCAGCUGAUUCCGGGUUCACCGCAGUCAACCGGACCCGGACCUACGCUAUUGGUUGCAACCGAGAGUAUUCCCAUUGCUUGUAUGACCCUUUUGAGCUGAAGGACAGCCUGGUUUCCAAGCUGCAAGGGGCCCUUCAACCCACGGAAGUGAAAGAUUUCCUGAUUGCCAGCCCCACCGAGAUCCAGUUGGAAGCCCAGCAGUUGGCUGCGAGACGCGGUGUUCAGUACCACGCCAACAUGGAAGAUCUAACCUACUUGUUGAGCAAGGCCGAGCUCCGUCGCCUACAAGAGUACAGGAAAGCCUACUGUCAACGAUUCCAGCAAGACCCGCAGAACGACGAAAACCUGAUCUGCUUUCUGGGAGACAACCCCAGCUACAGCCUUACGUGGUCAGCCAGUAGCGGUCGAUGCCCUACCUUUAGGGUAAACUCAAAGUCUGGCUUGUUUUGGCUUCCAGCCCAUUCCCGGUUUUUGACAAGCAAGGAGAAGCUUACCAUGAUGGGGUGGCCAGUUCACCCCCGAGUUGCCGAAGCUUUAGAUGUCCAUACAAUCCCUAGCCUUGAUGUGCUCAGGGCUGCCCAGCUAGCGGGCAACGCCAUGCAUAUGCAUAGCGUCGCGCUGGCGCAAAUGAUUGGGCUAAUGUGUUUUGGCCCCCUGGACAGCUCUUGUUGCAAAGUGUGA
Effrenium voratum is the source of this 1251-nucleotide messenger RNA. The record is from the annotation of a GenBank genome assembly. NCBI's taxonomy places the organism in Eukaryota, Dinophyceae, Suessiales, Symbiodiniaceae.